Molecule: messenger RNA, 1720 nt
Organism: Cryptococcus deneoformans JEC21
Lineage: Eukaryota; Fungi; Basidiomycota; Tremellomycetes; Tremellales; Cryptococcaceae
Exons: 3
Coding region: 51-1604 (517 amino acids)
Molecular function (GO): protein binding
Source: RefSeq, a predicted model, not a curated record
CUGCAAACACGCUUCGUCCAUGUCCUACACAUACUCCAGAUAGCACAAGGAUGGCGCCCUCGGUAGGCAGCUUUGUGAAUCUCGCUGACGCUCUGCGCUUCAAAAGAAAUAAAUCUUCUACAAAUCUCGCAGCACCUAGGGAAGUAUCCCUCCCACGCCGUCCACAGUCGUCUCUCAAUCUCCACCACACAGCCAACACCCGCCGAAAAGACAUCGACGAACACCUCCCCACCCAAGUCCUCGUCCGCAUCCUCACCUUUUGCUCCCCCUCCACCCUCGCCCACUGCCUCACCGUCUCCCGCCUAUUCUUCCAUCUCGCAGGCGAUCUUCUCUACAACGACAUCUCCCUCACGUCCAAGGACUUUUUCCUAGUCUUUCGCGGGUCGGCCGUCGUGCAUGAAGCUGCCACCGGCAAAGUUGCUGUCGGCAGGAAGAAAUUCAAAGACCGGCUGUUGAAACAUACGCGGCAGGUGACGCUCUAUUCACAUGGCGACGACGAAGAUGAAGAUCAAGUACUCAACGACACCGCAUGCCCUCCAACACCGCUCAACACUGUCAUGCCCAAGCUGGAUACGCUGAGGAUCGUCCUGGCUGAUGCGUUUGAUUACCACAUGACGUUUUGCCCGAGGUACCCACACCAUUGCCCACUCCUGAAAGAGUUGAGUAUCGAGAAGCUGGUGAUUCUGGGAGCGAGGACGCCGUUGGUGGUGUUACCACUCGCCUUCCCUAACAAGACGUCGCAGCCGACUACGCCGGUUGGUAUGGAGACGGUAUCGUCCUAUCUUUCUGUACCUGCCCUUGAAGUCGCACCUUCCAUCGCUUCGUCCACCACUACUACUACCCCACCCUCCCACGGGAAUCAUUCUACCUUUUCCCUCAUACCGCAUAGAAACCACUCUCGCAACCCUAGUGUCACCCUCACUUUUACCCCCCCGUCGAACCAAACCAGCCAAAGCGGGAAAACCCCGUCCCGAGCCCCAUCCCCAAGCAACACUCACCACUCCCCCCGCCUGCCUCCUCUGUCCGAGCUUACCAUCGUCAUGCCUACCGGUCUUUCUUAUGAUGCGAAAGACUAUCAGCCCCAUUCACACUGUUUUCGACAUAAACGGACGUUGGCUACCAUUGAGAAGGUGUCCAUCGUUUUUUAUACCCCUCCUCCUGCGUCUGGGAAGAAGACAUGGGGAAAGGAACAAGAACAAACACAGACACAGGCACAAAGACCAUGGCAAACGGCAUUCUACCUAGGCGGAAACUCCAAUUCCAUGACGAGCUACAUCUCCCUCGCAGAGGAUAUCGCCGAGACCGUCCUCUCCCUCCCGUCUGCCACUGAAAUCUUCGUUGUCGGCUGCGAGACCCUCGAUGGGGAACUGUUCAAUAUGGGGAUGAAUACGAUGCAAGAGGGGAAAAAGAAAGUGGGGAGGGUAAUGAGGGAAACGAUUUGUGGGAGGUUGGAAGCGAAAUGGUGGGCGAGCAGAGAGAAAGGGGAUGUGAAGAAAGUGGUGGGAAAGGUGAGGUUUUUCGAGCUCGAAGAGUGGUUGGAACGGGGUGGGAGGGAGGACGUUGAUGGAUGGGAUUUGGAUAAAUGGGCAGAGGAUGAUGAGUAGAUUUUCCUUUUUUUAAAUCAAAGGGUAUAAAUUUGUAGAGUAAGUACCAAGACAAGUUGUAGAAAAGGAUCAAGCUGUAUUCAUACAUGCAAAGAAAAAAAAGAGACAAUUCCAAA